Molecule: messenger RNA, 1175 nt
Organism: Pseudoliparis swirei
Lineage: Eukaryota; Metazoa; Chordata; Actinopteri; Perciformes; Liparidae
Gene: dhfr
Product: dihydrofolate reductase
Exons: 6
Coding region: 458-1027 (189 amino acids)
Biological process (GO): folic acid metabolic process; glycine biosynthetic process; dihydrofolate metabolic process
Cellular component (GO): mitochondrion
Molecular function (GO): dihydrofolate reductase activity; NADP binding
Source: RefSeq, a predicted model, not a curated record
AUAUAUUUUAUACACUUUAUGUGUAUAUAUGUAUAUAUAUAUAUAUUUAUAUAUAUUAUAUACGGGUUAUAUAUAGUUUAGUUUUCUUCGUUUUUCGGUCUGAUUUAGAGAUAGUUCUCAUUCUCAAAGCAAUUCCGUUGGUGGCGGUAAUGCCCUCUGAAGCUCUGCAGUCUACCGCCAUUAGAAGAAGAAGAAGAAGAAGAGAAAAAAAAGCCCGCGAAUUGCCGUGAGACCUGCUUCCGGUACAGUGAGACCAGCUCCCGGUACAGUGAGACCUGCUCCCGGUACAGUGAGACCUACUCCCGGUACAGUGAGACCUGCUCCCGGUACAGUGAGACCUGCUCCCGGUACAGUGAGACCUACUCCCGGUACAGUGAGACCAGCUCCCGGUACAGUGAGACCUGCUCCCGGUACAGUGAGACCUGCUCCCGGUACAGUGAGACCUGCUCCCGGUACCAUGUCCCGCCUCCUGAACGGCAUCGUGGCGGUGUGUCCGGACCGGGGCAUCGGCAGGAGGGGAGAGCUGCCCUGGCACCCCGUUCGGCUCGCUAACGAAUUCAAACAUUUCCGACGGAUGACAUCGACGCCAUCUGUGAAAGACAAGCAGAACGUGGUGAUCAUGGGCAGAAGAACAUGGUUUUCCAUCCCGGAGAAGAACAGACCUCUGAACAACCGGAUCAACAUCGUCCUCAGCAGAGUCCUCAGAGCGCCCCCUGCAGGAGCACACCACCUAGCGCCAGACUUUAACUCGGCUCUCAAGCUGGUGGACGUGGACCUGGCAGACCGGGCGGACCAGGUCUGGGUCAUCGGGGGCAGCUCCCUCUACAAGGACCUGAUGGAGAGCCCGGGGACCAAGAGGCUGUUCGUCACGCAAAUCCUGAACCAGUUCGACUGCGACACGUUCCUCCCCGAGAUCAGCGCCGCCCGGUACCGUCUGCUGCCGCAGUUUCCAGGAGUACCCUCAGAGCUCCAGACGGAGAACGGCAUCCAGUACAGAUUUGAAGUCUAUGAAAGCUUUGAGCAAUGACGGCAACUAUAGCAUUUAUUAUAAAGCUAUUCAAAUAACACACGGGUUCAUAUAUUCAUGUUUAAUUUAGAACAUGAUCCACUGCCAGUUGUGAUCACAGCUCGUCUUCAACUUGUUCUGUCAAGUAAAUAAACAAAUGAACACACAA